AGGCCGGGCUGGCCUAUUUAAGACGAGGACAAAGGCGGCGCGCAGCUUGUGUCGUCCGCCAUUUUGUACGAAGCAAGGUGGCAUCCACGUUCCCCGAGCAACUUCUCCGCUUCUGCCUCAACCGCCCCUUGACUGCAGCUAUGUCUCGGGAUCGGUUCCGGAGUCGCGGCGGUGGCGGUGGCGGCUUUCAUCGGCGUGGAGGAGGGGAUUUAAAGCCAACUUGUCUCUGUUGCGGAGGCCUGGAGAAAAAACUUACACACAGCGCUGUCGGUUGUUUGUGGGGAACCUACCUGCUGAUAUCACAGAGGAUGAAUUCAAAAGACUGUUUGCUAAAUACGGAGAGCCCGGAGAAGUUUUUAUCAACAAAGGCAAAGGGUUCGGGUUCAUUAAACUUGAAUCUAGGGCCUUGGCUGAAAUAGCGAAAGCCGAGCUUGAUGACACCCCCAUGAGAGGUAGACAGCUUCGGGUUCGCUUUGCCACACAUGCUGCAGCCCUUUCUGUUCGGAAUCUGUCACCCUAUGUUUCUAACGAACUGUUGGAAGAGGCCUUUAGCCAAUUUGGUCCUAUUGAAAGGGCUGUUGUAAUUGUGGAUGAUCGUGGCAGAUCUACAGGGAAAGGCAUUGUUGAAUUUGCUUCAAAGCCAGCGGCAAGAAAGGCAUUUGAACGAUGCAGUGAAGGUGUUUUCCUAUUGACAACGACUCCUCGCCCAGUCAUUGUGGAACCUCUUGAACAGUUAGAUGAUGAAGAUGGUCUUCCUGAAAAACUGGCCCAGAAGAAUCCAAUGUAUCAAAAGGAGAGAGAAACACCUCCUCGUUUUGCUCAGCACGGCACAUUUGAGUAUGAAUAUUCUCAAAGAUGGAAGUCCUUGGAUGAAAUGGAAAAACAGCAAAGGGAGCAAGUUGAGAAAAACAUGAAGGAUGCGAAAGAUAAGCUGGAAAGUGAGAUGGAAGACGCCUACCAUGAGCAUCAAGCAAAUCUUUUGCGCCAAGAUCUGAUGAGACGCCAGGAAGAAUUGAGGCGCAUGGAAGAACUUCACAGUCAAGAAAUGCAGAAACGUAAAGAAAUGCAGUUGAGGCAAGAGGAGGAACGACGCAGAAGAGAGGAAGAGAUGAUGAUUCGACAGAGAGAGAUGGAGGAGCAAAUGAGACGCCAGCGAGAAGAAAGUUACAGCAGGAUGGGCUACAUGGACCCGAGAGAAAGAGACAUGAGAAUGGGUGGUGGUGGAACAAUGAACAUGGGAGAUCCCUAUGGUUCAGGAGGCCAGAAAUUUCCACCUCUAGGUGGAGGUGGUGGCAUAGGUUAUGAAGCUAAUCCUGGAGUUCCACCAGCAACCAUGAGUGGUUCCAUGAUGGGAAGCGACAUGGUAAGAAUGAUUGAUGUUGGCUGAUUUUUGGAGUCUUUACUUUGAAGUGAAAUAAGAUGUUUGUCCUCAAGACAUCACACAACACAGGCCAGCCAAGAAGCAAAGCCACGUUUAGCCUGAAAAACACUAGGAUCAAGUGAGCUGUAUCAGAAAAUGAGUCAAGACGAAAGAGGAAUGAACUUAUUGCCUUUUAAUAAAGAUAUUUUAAAAUCUU
This is a messenger RNA of Cricetulus griseus (Chinese hamster), 1577 nucleotides long. NCBI's taxonomy places the organism in Eukaryota, Metazoa, Chordata, Mammalia, Rodentia, Cricetidae. The record is from RefSeq and is a predicted model, not a curated record.